CGCAUGACAUUAUUAUUACACUUUUCUUUUACAUUUUUCAUACAAUAAAUACAUAAUUAAAAAUCCUGCUUUAACUUAAUUAUAACCGUAUAUAUAAUCCCUACUAGUCUUCCUAAUCUCAUUGACACCUUCACCUCCAAAAUAAAUUCUCUCUUUGAUCAACCAUGGAAGAUGAUGAAGAUGUUUGUAACACAAGACUUGAUUUGGGAAUCGGAUUAAGUGACUUCGUGCCGAAAAGGGAUCGUGAACGGAAGAAUAAGAGCGUGUUCUGUCUUGAUCUUUCGGUCCCACUUCAUUCGAGUGAUCAUGCAAUUGAGGGUUCGGGUUCUGGUUCUGGUUCGAGUAAUUUGAAAGUCAAUUAUGAAGAUGACAAAGAAGCAAGCAAAGACACGGUUUCCAACGAGUAUGAAGACACAAACUAUGGCAGAAAAAAAUUGAGGCUUAGUAAAGAACAAAUCAUCCUGCUUGAAGACACUUUCAAACGCCAUACUACCCUUAAUAUGGUUCAAAAACAGACUCUUUCAGUAAGGUUGAAUCUGAAACCAAGACAAGUAGAAGUUUGGUUUCAAAACAGAAGAGCAAGGAUGAAACUGAAGCAAACCGAGAUGGACUAUGAAUUCUUGAAGAAACACUGCGAAAGAUUAAACGAAGAAAAUAGGAGAUUGAAUAAAGAGUUGGUGGAGCUACAGUCAGCCGUGAAGGUGGAACAAACACCGCCAAAGCCGCCGUUUGUCAUUCAGAUACCUAAGACGGCGAUUGCGACACUUACAAUCUGUCCAUCGUGCGAGAAAAUUGGCAAGAAUAGGGGCGGCGGAAAGGAGGCGGCGGCCGCGGACGUAAUGGAGGUGGUCCAUAUACCUAAACAAAAGCAUAAUGGCUUGAAAUUAAUGAUUUAAAUAGACAUUUAUAGCUCAUCAAUAAUUUUCUGGAUGAAAAUUUCAAAGGAGGUCACUUGAUUUUACAAAUCUAUCCUCUGUUGGUGCUCAACUUCAAUUUGUUUUAAUUCGAUUGCUUAACUUUAUUCUUUUGUUUUAA
Messenger RNA from Olea europaea var. sylvestris, 1035 nucleotides. RefSeq names its product homeobox-leucine zipper protein HAT22-like. Gene Ontology annotation, molecular function: sequence-specific DNA binding; DNA-binding transcription factor activity, RNA polymerase II-specific. Bases 165 to 896 code for a protein of 243 amino acids. NCBI's taxonomy places the organism in Eukaryota, Viridiplantae, Streptophyta, Magnoliopsida, Lamiales, Oleaceae. The record is from RefSeq and is a predicted model, not a curated record. Gene Ontology annotation, biological process: regulation of DNA-templated transcription. The transcript has 3 exons.